CUGUUGCAUCAGUUCCUGGGCACACACUGCUCCUUUCGUGCCCUCGUCAGUCAUUGGACCUGGCGAGGGUUUUGUGUACUCGCUAUUGUUCUGAUAUGUACAGGGGAGCCCAUUCUGCUCCACACGCCAGUACUGGGAUGUAUCAGAAUCCCAAACCCACAGGGGAACCCUAUACAAUUCAGCAAGUCUCCUUUGUACUGACCCAUUAGGGCACAUGAUAUCAGUUACCCCACGUGUGGGUACAGUUGGUUUUGUGACACAUCUAUUUAAUGACAUUAUGGUGCCAUGUUUGCCCAGCUUUAUUGUCUCUUCCAGAAAGCCACACCAUAAACUGGUCACUGACCUGCUCUUAUCUCUCCUCCCUUCCUUAUUCCCAGAACCUUCAUUUAUAAUAAAUAACCAUCUUUUAUGGUUUUUACCUGCAGCCGUUGCUAACGCCUCCCCUUCUUGUGACUCACUUGAGUGUUGCCACACGAUUCCCAGGGCUUUUAUAGGACCCUCUUCUGACUUCAUCCUGGAACCAUUUCACCUGCAUCUACUGAUUACCUCAUUGUGACUCAACUCUCAGGCCGUGACACACAACUGCCCAGCACUCUUAAGACCUCCACCCUAGUGAGGACUUCUUGGAACUGCACCCAAACCCCAACAGGCCAUUAUGCACGAGGAGGUGAAGCUGGGGGCAGCUUACAUUGUAAGACUGCUGAACCGCCAUCAGAAGCUGGACAGUGAGCAAGUGGAAAGGUUUACUCAGACACUUACCUCUAUGCUUUGUGACAAGUUUGAAGGACACUGGUACCCAGAUUCCCCACAAAAGGGACAGGCCUACAGAUGCAUCCGAAUAGAACAGAGCCACCCUGUGGAUGAAACGGUAUUGCAGGCCUGUGUUCAGAGUGGGCUACGAUACUCCCAGCUUGCUCUGCCUAGAGACAUGUCCCUCUGGAUCGACCCCGAAGAAGUCAGCUGUCGGCUGGGGGAGAGCUGCCGACCAUUUAUUGUGAAAGCCCCAGAAGACCAGAAGAUCUCCAAAUCCCAGUCCCCGGACCCAGAGACGUCAGACUAUCAUUCAGACGGCUCCGACACAACAGGGCCGCCAUCGGAGAGCUCCAGCGAGGAUGAGGAGCAAGGGGGCAACAAGAAAACAACAAGCACUUGCCAAGCAGUCACCAAAAAAUUGGGCACUCAGUUUUAUUACAACCCUUCUCCAGCAUCCCCUGUUUACUACCAGUACCCUAGGAAUACCGUCAGCCUCAUCCCUGCCUUUCAGCCUGUCGCCUUGUAUUAUUUCAUCCCAAAACCUACAAAGAUUUAUCCCAGUGGCAGGUCCAAAGGAAAUCACCAGAAAUGGAAAUGCACCGGGACUGUUCCUCUGCAAAGCACAGCCUAAAAGAAAAGCAAAUCUAAGCAAGCUGCAGUUCCACUGGAGACCUCUGGGUUGUGCCCUUUUGUUUUUAGCUGGAAGUCUAUCAAGAGCUGCUCUUGGUUUUUCAGAAGCAAAACUCGUUUCUGCGGAAUUCUCAGGGAGAAACUGUUACAUAUGAGCCACAUUUGUUUUUAUUUCUUUAUUUUUUUGCCGUCACUGUGGUGUGCGAAUGGAAUGUGGGUGCAACAUUCCAGGAUCCCCCGGUUAGGGGCCACACCGUUGCCAAUGCAUAUCCUUACGGCCUGGUGCCCUAUCAUUGUCACAUUCUUUUAUAGGUUUUUCUUUGGUGUUAGUGAAAUUCUAAAAUGGUUAUUUGCUUUGUAUAUGGGCAAGUUUGCUGCCAGGCAGAUUCUACGCCCAGGUGUGGUGCUCGGAGCCAGGUAUUGGAGUUAUCCACCAAAGUAGGCACAGUGAGUUGGUUAUGCAGCUCUUAUGACCAAGUUGGCCGGUUAUGGGCCUGUGUAUGAGGUCUGUUUGGCCAAUAUCUGUCAGACAUGUACGCCCCAACUGGGUCAUAAGGAAUGUCAAUCCUGCAGUGCUGGAGCUCUAGCUAAACUACAACUGAUCAUACCCUAGCUAGCUGGGAAUGCUGGGAGCUAACACCUUGCCCUGAUGCCCAUGCCAAGAGAUAGGCGCUGCUUCCUGCAGGGCCCAAUAGAAUGCCCAGUAGAAUCCCAGCAAACUACUAAUCUCCUGGUAUUAGAAUAACAGCUUCGUUAGUAUCAUUAUCAUUCCUUCUGUUGUUUAUUUGCUGCUACUGAUAACGAGCCUGAACCCCCAGGCUGCUCUCCUCACUUUAUAUUUAUAUGGUAACUGGCCUUUUGCUAUUAUUUAUAGUCUUUUAUUUAAUUAACCCUGUGCACGGGGCUCAAUCACACUGAUCUCAUAUUGGCCCAGUAGCUCUUCUCACCCUACAAUGAGGCUGCCUGAGGAUGCUGGGAAAUGUAGUGUAGCAACCAUUAGUCGCUCCUGUUCUAAAUACCUUAUUGUAAUAUAUAUAUAUAUAUAUAGAGAUAUCUUCCCAGAACUUUUACUGACCUCACUCCUCUAACGUGACUCGUUACUGUAUUAUUUAUAAUUAGCCCCAAGUGAACUUUCCUGUUUGUUGGGUGACGGUGUUUUUGUAUUUGUAUUUCCCUGCCACAUUUUAUUCCACGUAGCGCUCAUACAGAGGGCGUUACCUAUUGUAAAGCACAUUCCUUCCUCUGUACAUAAUAAUAAUAUUAAUAUAUUGCUACUGAUUCCGUGAUUCGCCGCACCAAAAACACCCGGUGUUAAUGGAGAAUACCCUUAGCCGAGGCAAGCAAUAUGGCAGCUCCUGUAGCCUUAUCAUGCAAAUAUGACCCAGGGUGGGGAUGGGGGUAAAACCCGGUUGAUUAUAAUGUUAAACAUAUGGGCAGUUAUUCUCUGAGUUGGAUAUGUUUGCUGUGCAAUAUUGGCAGGGCUUAGUAUUAAUACUCCGUUAGCCUAGUAUUAAUACCCUCCAUGUUCCAAGGUUCUCAAAUAACCCCCCCGUGUUUUUUGUACAUUGUUAUAUAUUUUUUACUGUUGUGUUUUUUUUACAUUAAUAAGAAAGUUUUGUAACAAAGUAAUUUUAUAAUUUAUACAAUUAUUAUAUAAAUAUAUAAAGCAUCCAA
This is a messenger RNA of Xenopus tropicalis (tropical clawed frog), 3057 nucleotides long. RefSeq names its product B-cell translocation gene 5, gene 2 (gene btg5.2). The transcript is spliced from 5 exons. Lineage: Eukaryota; Metazoa; Chordata; Amphibia; Anura; Pipidae. The record is from RefSeq and is a predicted model, not a curated record. Bases 656 to 1384 code for a protein of 242 amino acids.